AUGACAGAUAAUACCAAGCUUAUAAACUCUAAGGUGCUCGUACUCGGCGCUGGUGGUCUUGGAUGUGAAAUUCUGAAGAACCUUGCUAUGGUUGGGUUCCCUAAUAUUCAUGUUGUUGACAUGGAUACCAUAGAGCUGACAAACCUCAACAGACAGUUCCUAUUUCGAGAGCAAGAUAUUGGCAAGCCAAAAGCUACCGUCGCAGCUCAGUACAUCAAUAACCUUAAAUUACCAAGCGCCGAACAUGGUAGUGACGUGCAGGUAGUUCCUCAUGUAGGUGACCUUACAAAGCUACCCAUCGAUUUUUGGAAACAGUUUACGGCAGUAAUAUGUGGUCUAGACGCCGUAGAACCUCGUCGCUAUGCUAGUUGGCUGUUGGUUCGCCUGACCUAUGAAUCAAACUUUGAGGUUUGCAUUCCUUUAAUCGAUGGAGGGAGUGAAGGGUUUUCCGGGCAUUGCAGGACAAUUAUUCCCGGUAUCAAUGCAUGCUACGAGUGUACAAUUGGUACCUUACCGCCGCCAGAUCAGUCAUAUCCUUUAUGUACUAUAGCUAACAAUCCAAGACUUCCAGAGCACGUUGUGACCUACGUUCUGACUGUGCAAUGGCCUGAAUCUGAACUUCACAAUAGAAACUAUUCACUUGAUUCGCCUGAAGCACUUGCAUGGCUCGUUGCUAGAUGCGAAGAGCAUGCGUCGAAAUUUGGCAUAGACCCCACAACUUUAACUGAAAAGUUCAUUCUUGGAGUUGCCAAAAAUGUCGUCCCAAGUGUGAUAACUACUAAUGUUAUAAUUGCAGCUCUCUGUUGCACGGAGCUUCUAAAGUUAGUACUGGACCUUGCGGAUGACAUAGAAAACGCUCCAAACUUCAUGCUUUACAAUGGCAAUGACGGGUGUUUUGCAUAUAGUUUUAAGCAUGACAAACUACCAGACUGUAGUGUCUGCAGAUAUGCUAAGAAGUCAGAAGAGUCUCUUAUAGACUAG
Molecule: messenger RNA, 981 nt
Organism: Eremothecium sinecaudum
Lineage: Eukaryota; Fungi; Ascomycota; Saccharomycetes; Saccharomycetales; Saccharomycetaceae
Gene: UBA3
Product: NEDD8-activating protein UBA3
Exons: 1
Coding region: 1-981 (326 amino acids)
Biological process (GO): protein neddylation
Cellular component (GO): cytoplasm; nucleus
Molecular function (GO): NEDD8 activating enzyme activity
Source: RefSeq, a predicted model, not a curated record